AUGGUGUUUAAUGCAGCUCGAAGGCUCGAAGGGUGGAAGUUCUUCGGCCAGUUGGCCUCGACAGAUUGGCCACGUUGCGAUCGCCGAACCCAUGCGAUGCGUCCACAGACCUUGGGCGCUCCGCCGGUGCAGCGGACGAACCGCAGCUGGCGACGCACUGAUGAUGUCGGCCAAAGGUGGCUCAGCCUCGCGGCAAGACCCUCAAACCCGUCCCGUUAUGUGAAAAAACCGCUGGUUGGAGUUGAUGGUUCCGUCGGAUCCAUGGCUUACACCCCAGCGGAACUCUUGAGGAACUCCUUGCCCUUGCGUGCGAGCAGCCAGGAAUCCAUGUCCGAUCUUUGGGAAGAUCGAAGAGGGGACAUCUUAGAUCUUGGUGAGGCGGAUCAGGUGCUUCGCAGCGUGGAAUGGGCUCAGGCCAUAGACAUGAGGUGGCCUCCAAACUUCGAGGGCUUGACGCAACUGGCAUCAUCCCUGGAGGCCUCUCCGCGCUGGCCAAAUGCCGAGCGGCUCUGGCGUCAGAGCGCGCCCUGGAGGUUUUCGCAGGGCGCAGAGGAGCUUGGCGCUGAGCUGCGACUGCACCUGCUCAGGACCGGUUUCGUUCCGCAUCGUCGAACCGUGCGCUUCCGCGGCUCAGCAGUGCGUGAUGGGCGGCACGACUUCGAAGCCGGGGAGGUCAUGGGUAAGUUGGGUGGCGCGGCCAAACGGCGCACGGGCUGGCAGGUGUCCUUAAGCAACUAUGACACUGAAGUGACCCGCCGAAGCCAAGUCGUUGUAGGGGCCGAUGGCAGCCUGGUGGUGAUGUCAUCAGCUGAAUUUCUAGAUCGGUGCCCCAAAACCCUCCAAGUGAGGCUCUUUCCAGAGUGGCGUGGUGCCGCAUCGGGGUGA
Molecule: messenger RNA, 885 nt
Organism: Cladocopium goreaui
Lineage: Eukaryota; Dinophyceae; Suessiales; Symbiodiniaceae
Source: the annotation of a GenBank genome assembly